Lotus japonicus is the source of this 4374-nucleotide messenger RNA. RefSeq names its product disease resistance protein RPV1-like. Gene Ontology annotation, molecular function: ADP binding. Gene Ontology annotation, biological process: signal transduction; defense response. NCBI's taxonomy places the organism in Eukaryota, Viridiplantae, Streptophyta, Magnoliopsida, Fabales, Fabaceae. Bases 78 to 3896 code for a protein of 1272 amino acids. The record is from RefSeq and is a predicted model, not a curated record. The transcript is spliced from 4 exons.
ACGAGGAAACAUUGCUAAAGAUAAAGCAACUUGUGGAAAGUGGAUCAAAGACGAGAAAGCAAAGAAAUUUGAUCGCAAUGUUAGGGAGUUCUUCUUCCACUGCUGCUGCUGCUAUUCCUAUGGUUCCUUCUUCUCCAAAGCAUGAUGUGUUCCUGAGCUUCCGAGGGGAAGACACACGUGACAGCUUCACCAGUCAUCUUUAUGCUCAACUUUGCAGGAAAAAGAUUGAAACAUUCAUAGAUAACAGACUAGACCGAGGCGAUGAGAUCUCACCAUCACUCCGCAAAGCAAUUGAGGAAUCCAUGAUUUAUGUUAUCAUUUUCUCGAAAAACUAUGCUUCUUCCUCGUGGUGUUUGGAUGAACUCACGGAGAUACUGGAAUGCAGGAGAAGGUAUGGAAGGGAUGUGAUACCUGUUUUCUACAAGGUGGAUCCGUCAAGUUUGAGGCAUCAGAGAGGGAGCUACGCAGAUGCGUUUGUGAAGCAUGAACUGCGAUUCGAGGUUGGAAUUACACGGAGGUGGAAGGCUGCUCUAACUGAAGCAGCUGGACUCUCCGGCUGGAAUUCACACGUCACCAGACCAGAGUCCAUGCUUGUUGAUGGUAUUGUGGAAGAUAUUUUACGAAAAUUGGAUCGUUCUUCCUCAAGUGAUAAUCAAGGAAUGAUUGCAAUUGACAAGCAUAUUGCACAGAUCGAGUCCUUGUUGCACCUUGAGUCACCAGCUGUUCGGAUCAUAGGAAUUUGGGGCAUGGGAGGCAUAGGUAAAACUACACUGGCUCGAGCAGUAUAUCACAAACUGGAAGCUAAAUUCAGAUCCUGCCGCCUUGUUGCAAAUACUCAACAAGAAAUAGAAAGAGGUGAUUGUCUGCGUGAUAAAUUGGGAGUAAUGUUCAAUCGGGAAAAGGUUCUCCUGAUUUUAGAUGACGUGAACAAUUCGGUUCAGCUGAAAAUUUUGAUUGGAGGGCACGGUAACUUCGGCCAGGGCAGUAGGAUCAUUGUCACUAGUAGAGACAUGCAAGUUCUUAAGAAUGCCGAAGCUGAUGAUAUCUAUGAAGUCAAGCAGAUGAAUUUCCAAAACUCUCUACGGCUCUUCAGUUUAAAUGCCUUUAAACAAAACUAUCCCAAAGAAACUUAUAUGGCCUUGGUAGAAAAAGUAUUAAAUUAUGCUCAAGGGGUUCCAUUAGCUCUCAAAGUUUUAGGGUCACUGCUUUAUGGUAGAACAAAGAAAGCAUGGGAAAGUGAGUUGCAAAAGCUGGAAAAGCUUCCUGAUCUUGAAAUUUUCAAUGUAUUGAAGUUAAGUUAUGAUGGUCUUGAUGAUGAACAGAAGGAUAUUUUUCUUGAUAUAUCUUGCUUCUAUAUUUCACAUCUGGAGAAUGAUGUAGUAGAAACGCUAGAUUGCUUUGGUUUCUCUGCUGACAUUGGAAUGAAUGUCCUGAAAGAUAGGUGCCUUAUAUCUACCUCGGAAGGUGUAAUUAUGAUGCAUGAUCUCAUACAAGAAAUGGCAAAAGAAAUUGUUCGCCAGCAAGGUGUCAAUGAUCCUGGAAAACGCAGUCGAUUAUGGAAGAAUGAAGAAAUUUGUCAUGUUUUAAGAAAGAACAAGGGGACAGAUGCAAUCCAGUGCAUAGUCCUCAACAUGGACCACAUAGAAAAAGUUCAACUACUACAUGCUGAAACUUUCAAAAACAUGCCUAAUCUGAGAAUGCUCAAGCUCUUUAAGUCUUCUCUUUGGGGAAAAUCCAAUCUGGUCCUUCCUGCAGUACUUGAAGGUCUUCCAAAUGAUUUAAAAUUUCUUCAUUGGGAUUACUUUACUCAAAGAUCUUUGCCGCUGGACUUUUGUCCAGAAAAUCUUGUUAAGCUUGAGAUGAGUCAUAGCAAUCUUGAACAGCUUUGGGAGGAAGACCAGGAUUUACCACAUUUGAAAAUGCUCGAUCUUAGUUUUUCUGGGAACCUGAUUCGAAUACCAGACCUUUCUAAGUUCCCAAAUAUUGAAGAAAUAAUUCUUAGCUAUUGUGAAAGCUUGGUUCAAGUUUACUCCUCGAGUUUCCUCUGCAAGCUUAAGUAUUUAUGUUUGAGUGGUUGUGUUGGGCUUAGAAGUUUAAAUCUUCCUAGCAAUAUUCUUUCGAGAUCUUCUGGGUUAGUUCUCCUCGACAGUUGUGGCAAGCUCGAAACAUUUUCAAUUAGUAGUCAAGUCAAGGUGGUUGAAUCAUAUAGCUGUUCGGGUAGUGAUGGAUUUUUGGGAGCCAUAGAAGUUGACAAUGAAGCAAAGCUUCGCUGGACUUACCCAAAAGGUACAUAUGGCUAUGGCUUUCAUGAGAUGAAUGGAAGAAAUCUGUAUGUAACAUCUUUGAGAAUACUGAUGCCCUCACAAUCUUUGCAUGAGCUUUGCUGGUUAGAUCUUCGUCAUUGUCAGUCCUUGACUAGCCUUCCAAUUGACCUUUGUAAGUUGAAAUUGCUACGAAGACUUUAUCUGAGUGGUUGCUCAAAUUUGGAAAAAUUCCCUGAAAUUGAGGAGACAAUGGAAAAUUUAUCAGCAAUUGUCUUAGAUGCAACAUCAAUACAGGAACUACCUUCAUCCUUGUACCAUUUGGUCGGGCUCGAAGAGUUGAGCUUGCACAAUUGCCAAAGGCUUGAGAAUAUUCCCUCUUCCAUUGGAAGUCUCACCAAACUUAGCAAGUUAGGCCUUACCGGCUGUAAUUCACUCAAAACUUUUCCGAGUAGCAUUUUCAAAUUGAAGUUGACAAAACUUGAUUUGAAUGGCUGUUUGAUGCUAAAUACUUUCCCAGAGAUCUUGGAGCCUGCAGAAAGUUUUACUCACAUUAACUUAUCCAAAACAGCUAUUAAAGAACUGCCUUCAUCGUUGGAUUAUUUGGUCGGGCUUCAAACCUUGGGUUUGAACUUGUGCAGUGAUCUUGAGUCACUUCCAAACAGCAUUAUUAAUCUAAGCCUUCUCUCCCAGCUUGAUUGUUCAGGCUGUGGCAAAUUAUCUAAAAUCCCAAAUGACAUGGGUCGGUUGUCAUCAUUAAGGGAAUUGUCUCUGCAAGGAACCGGAAUUGUGAACCUUCCAGAGAGCAUUGCUUAUCUCUCAAGCUUGGAAUCACUGGAUGUAAGUGAUUGCAGAAAGCUUGAAUGUAUCCCACAGCUUCCGCCAUUUCUGAAACUGUUAACAGCAUUUGAUUGCCUUUCCAUUAAAAGAAUGAUGGCAAAUUCUAGGGUUAAACACCCCUCAGAUUCCAAAGAGGGUUCCUUCAAACUUCAUUUCAUCAAUAAUGAAGAACAGGAUCCAAGUGCUCUUAGUAAUGUUGUGGCUGAUGCAAGGCUUAGGAUCACCGGGGAUGCAUACAGCUCCGUGUUCUAUUGCUUUCCAGGGAGUGCAGUUCCUGAUUGGUUUCCUUUUCGUUGUGAGGGAAAUUCAGUAACUGUGAGUAAAGAUUCUCUGAAUUGGUGCAAUGAUGUUAGGCUCACUGGUUUCGCUCUAUGUGUCGUUUUGCAAGGAAUUGAUAUGGAUGAUAUUUGCAAAGAAGUCAGUUUUAGAUACAGAUUAACAUUUGAAUCUGAUGGUCGUACAUACGUUCUUCCCAACCGAGAUGGGCUAAACAAUUAUUUCUCUUGGAGGGGUCGAUGCAGAUUAAUCCUGCGAGAUCACACAGUCGUAUGGAAAUAUUGCUUAUUGGACUCUGCAAUCAUUGACAACGGGCUCUCUCAUGCCCAUAACUUCACUUUUGAGAUCAGCAAUCCAUUUUAUCUUGAAUUUUGUCCAGAGGUGAAAGAGUGCGGAAUUUUCCCUCUUUAUACCAAAGAAAAAAAUGAUAUUAAUGGUAUUGUUUACUCUUUAAGCUUCCAGAGAGUUUCAGAUAAUGAUUUUGAAGAACAUAGUGGGAAGAGGCAGUGCCUAAGGUGAAACUUGCUGUCAUAAGGUUUAGCUGUGAAUCAUGACCAUAUGCCAUUCAGUAUAUCAGUUAAAAAAUCCACUGGACCAUGUGCUGUGAACCACGACCAUUCCAGCUUUUGGGUAUUCAAAUAAUAACUUUGAAGAAAGUAGAUGAAAGAGGCAGUGUCUAAGGUGAAACAUCUGUCAUAUGGUUUAGCUGUGAAAUAUAUUGUGCACGAGAUUGUGUACAGGCUACGUGAAAAGUUGGUUGUGUGCCUGAUACCAAGCUUGUCCUCAACUCUGGUUUGUUGUCAUUCCCUCCCUGUCUUUUCUUUACCACUUAUUAAUUUGCAGUUUGCAUGCUCUUGUACGCUAGGUUACACUACUACAAGUAAGGCUUUUGCUAAUAUUUGGAUAGGUUUCAUACGGGUGAUAUUGUAACAUUUUUUUCUACUCAAGUAUUUUUUAUUCAUUUUUGUAACAAAUAAAAACAUUCUUUCUUGCUUUU